Molecule: messenger RNA, 1734 nt
Organism: Fusarium venenatum
Lineage: Eukaryota; Fungi; Ascomycota; Sordariomycetes; Hypocreales; Nectriaceae
Product: S-adenosyl-L-methionine-dependent methyltransferase
Biological process (GO): rRNA base methylation
Cellular component (GO): nucleolus
Molecular function (GO): RNA methyltransferase activity
Source: RefSeq, a predicted model, not a curated record
AUGUCUCUUUAUCAUGAGGCUGCUGAGAUCCUGACAGGGUCUUCAUCUGAAGGCGGAAGUCUAAAGUCCCGUGUUUUUAAAAAGAAGGGCCUCAAGUCUGCUCCUAACCAGGUCUACGCCUUAGUCCUGGAGAGUUGCAAAUGGAGUCCCAUCCUCAAAGAAGUGAUUGAGAAAUCAGAACUUCUCAAAUUGGAGCGAAAGCUCACACCGACGUUGUCAUUACUUCUUGUCCAUGACCUCCUACUAGCAAAGAAGGGAAUUGCGCUUCCACAAAGCCAUGGCCUACGUGCAUCUAUCGAGAGACACAAAGCGCGCAUCAGCUCAGAGUUCAAGCUUGCGCGGCUUCGCAGAAAGAUGCCGACAGUCGAGGCUCUAAAAGAGCAAGUUGAGAGGGACUGCGCAGGCGAGGAAGCAAACUACCCUCGAUGGGUUCGCGUCAACGCUGUGAAGAGCACAUUGGAAGAACAGCUUGAGACCACCUUCUCCAAGUACACCAGAGCUACAUCGAUUAAGGAGGUUGUCACCAAUGCUGGAAAACUCAUCUAUAUCGACCCUCACGUACCGAAUCUCGUGGCAAUCACUGCAGGGAUCGACCUCACCAAAACAGAGGCAUAUACCUUUGGCAAGAUCAUUCUUCAAGACAAAGCAUCCUGUUUCCCCGCCUAUCUCUUGGACCCUAGGGUAGAAGACGGAGAUUUGAUCGACGCGUGCGCUGCCCCUGGUAACAAGACAACACAUCUGGCAGCUAUCGUCAAGGAGCAUACGCCCGAAUUCGAUUCACCCAAGCAAGCCAUUUAUGCAUUUGAGAAGGAUCCUAGAAGAGCGCAGGUCCUGCACAAGAUGGUCAAAAUAGCUGGCUCAGAUUCUGUCACGAAGAUUGGAUUUGGCCAAGACUUCAUGCAGGUGAAACCCAGAGCAGAUAACUACAAGUCAGUUGGAGCAUUGCUUCUGGAUCCUAGUUGUUCGGGGAGCGGUAUCGUUGGACGAGAUUCGAUGCCGGAACUUCAUUUACCAGAACCUUACAGCGGUAACGGAAAAACGCCACCAACAAAACCAAACAAUCGCAAAAGAAAACACGAGAAGGUCGAGCCGGCCCCUGAGAGUGUCAUGAUAGACGACGAUGGAAACGAAACAGCGAUUAAAUCAGAGAAGGACCUCGAAACACGUCUUGAGGCUUUGUCGUCCUUCCAGUUGGUUCUCCUAUUACAUGCUUUCCGGUUCCCAUCAGCAAAGAAGAUCACAUACUCAACUUGUUCUAUUCACAUGCAAGAAAACGAACGCGUCGUCAUGAGAGCUCUCGAAUCCGACAUUGCAAAGCGAAGAGGUUGGCGCAUUCUUCUACGGAAGGACCAGGUUUCCGGGAUGAGAGAAUGGCCUGUUCGUGGGCUACCUGAAGCAUGCGAAGGCAACGAAGAGAUAGCAGAAGGCUGCAUUCGCUCUUACAAAGAUGAUGGACAGGGUGUUAUGGGAUUCUUCGUCGCUGGCUUUGUUCGAUCCGGCGAACAAGAUGACGCACCUGCUGAUGACGAGGGUCCUUAUGUGCGAGAUGACAACGGUGCUAUAGUUCGUGAUGUUGUUGGUAUGCCUACGUUGAAGUCAACAGGCGAGACCGUUUCUUUGACUACAAGAGAUGACAAGAAACAUAACAAGGAUGAGGAGAGCAGCGAAGAGGAGGAAUCUUCAAGUGAGAGUGAUAGCAGUGAGGACAACGAAUGGGGCGGUUUCGAUGAUUAA